CAUCCUUUUCUGUGACAUCGUCGACCCUACGAUAACCGGGUUGUGACUGCUGUCAAACCAUACCCCAUCAAACCGCUCCGGUUGUUUUUAAUGGCGAACGCUAGCUAGUUAGCUAAAUGACCCUUCUCUGUCUUGGCUGGAACUCGGCGGCCAGCUAGCCAGCAGCCUCAGACGGAAAGGAAUAUCGCUAGCACAAAAUAACGGAGGUCGUUGCUGCAAAACGCUCUCUCGACUGAAACGUGCCUCAAACGGCCACCGUUGCAGAACAUAGCAUGAGUCAAUCCCGUUAUGGGGGACAUGAAGACCCCAGAUUUUGAUGACCUGUUGGCAGCAUUUGAUAUUCCUGAUAUAGAUGCCAAAGAGGCUAUCCAGUCUGCCCCUGACGAGGCAGAGGGACCCCAUGGAGCUACAGGUGCACCUCUUGGAAAGCCGGAUAGCGUGGUGGGUGUUGGAUCAUCUUUAAGACCGCCAAGUCCUGCAGACCCCCAGGUGGAUACCUCAAUUGUGAGCGUGAUUGUGAAGAAUAAAGUCCGUCAUGAGACAGUAGAUGGGGAAGAAGAGACGGAUCAGGACCCUAUUGAUGUGAUCACAGGGGUAGAUGUUGGUCCUAGACUUGGUGCAUGUGCUCCUGGGAUGUCAGAAUCUGAAGCUCUCAACCACAAUGGUUUUGGGGCAUCUGGUGUCUCAGCACCACUUCCCCUUAGCCAGGCUCAGUCUAACGGAGCACCAUGGUCCAUUAACACCUCCAAAGUGUCUUCAGAGGUGCCAGGUGCUAGUACAGCUAAAUCUCACAAGCAGGGUGGAAAUAUUUUCAACAGACUUAAACCACUUGUGGCACAGGGAUCUGGAGAUCCAGUGGGUCGGGCCAGGAAGAUGCAGCUUCUGCAGCAGCAACACCAACAGCAGCAGGACACAAGUCAAGAGAGAGCAGAUGGGGUCAAAGCAUCAUUACCGUCAUCAUCUCUAUCAGUUGGGUCAUCGUCUCUGCCUGCCGGUGGGCCUGUUGGACUGUCUUCACCUUUCUUUCCGCCUUCCAAGCCUCUGCUCCCAGCUUCACCCUCUGCGCCCUCAUCACAUCCAAUGCACUCAUCUCAGCCUUUUAAUGGAGCCCCAAAAAGUGGCUCUGCUGGGUUUCAACACCAGCAGGUGGAGGAAGAUUCUGACCCAGAUGUGGGGAGUCCACUGGUGAUCCAGGAGAACCCAGACUCUCCAGCGUGCACUCAGCUGAGCCGACGUUACAAGUCGGAUUCUGUCUCAGCGCAGCCCGCUCCUUCUGCUGCAUCUCAACCUAAACCAGGGGACACUCCUUCAGGAUCAUCUCAGACUUCAUCAGCCCCCCAGUCUGGCUCAACAGAGAGUCCUCAGGUGGAGGACAGACAUCCAGAACAUGUCAUAGAAGAGAGAGACUCACCAGAGAGUCCAGAACCAGAGAUGCCAAAAUCCACAGCUCAGGUUACAGCGAAGAGAUGCUCCAGCCCUGCUGUGGCAUCCACUCCACCUCCCCCUGAACUGAGGGAGCCUAAGGAGGAGGAGGAAGAAAUGGAGGUUGGGAAUGGGAUAGAUAGGGUUGUUGAUGGUAAAGCUGACAAGGGAGACCAUUUGAGAACAGGUGAGGAAACCAUGGAAGUAGGUGAUGGUAAGCCUAAACCCCAACCCACUGAUGGAGAAGUGGGCGUUACUGCUCCUGCUGCCUCUGGAGCUCCCUCCCGACCCCUUAAAGUCAGGAUAAAAACGAUUAAAACCUCCACAGGUGGAAUUACCAGAACUGUGACAAGGGUAGCUCCUAAAGGGAUUGCUGCAGGGAAAAGCUUGGACCCUAAAGCUCAGACUGGUGAACGCAAGGCAUUAGGAAACAAAGCCCAAAAAGCAGAGGCUUCUCCUGGUCACAUGACAACAACUAAUCAAAAAGUAAGUGCUCUCAAUGCUCUGCCAGUGUCUACACUCGCAGCCAGCAGUGUCAUGCUCGCGGCUGCUACCAAAGUCCAAAAUAAAAUGGCUUCAUCUGACAAAACAAAGGUUUCUGCCACUGCUGUUAGCAUCACUAAAUCAGCUGCCCUUCCUGCAACACCACCAGUAGCCUCCUCCCCCAAGUUCUCAGUUGCUGCUAGCGGGAUAAGUGUACGCACAGCUACUAACAAAACAGCCAACGGUGGCAACGGCACCAUUGUAGGCAGCACUCUUCAGCCAAAUAAACCUGCCUCCAUCGUCAACAGCACAGGAGCUGUCAUCUCCCGGAGUCAGUCAAGUCUUGUGGAGGCCUUUAACAAAAUUCUGAAUAGCAAAAACCUUUUGCCAAGCUACAAGCCCGACCUCUCAGCUCCUCCACCACCUGAGUGGGGUCUCCCACUCCCAGCCACAGGAUACCGUUGCCUGGAGUGUGGAGACGCGUUUGCCCUGGAGCGCAGUCUGGCACGACACUAUGAUAGGCGGUCUCUACGUAUAGAGGUGACCUGUAACCAUUGUGCUAAGAGGCUGGCCUUCUUCAAUAAGUGCAGCCUGCUGUUGCACGCGAGGGAGCAUAAGGAGCGUGGGCUUGUCAUGCAGUGCUCACACCUGGUCAUGAGGCCUGUCACUGUGGAGCAGAUGAUCGGGCAGCAAGAUAUAACACCAAUUGGUGGCCUGCUCUCCUCUUCAUCCACUUCUCCUCCAGUCUCCUCUUCUUCUGCCACAUCAGGGGGCCCUGCUGUCGCUGCCAACACCAGCCCAAUGAAGGAUGCUACAUCUCUGUCAUCAUCUCAGCCUCGACCAGUCCGUCGCGUACCUCAAGGUCCCCAAGCGCUAAUGCCUCUGCCAUGCAAGAAGGCAGAGGGGCUGCAGUAUAACAACUUCAAAUGUCCAGAGUGCCAAACUCAGUUCACUGGCAAGGCUGAGCUGGUCACUCACUUUCAGCAGAUCAGAGGGGCUCCCAACUCAACAUGUACGCAGUGCUCGCCUCCCAUGAUGCUUCCUAACUCAUGUGCUGUAUCUGCCCACCAAAGGAUCCAUAAACACAGAGCGCCUCAUGUCUGUCCGGAGUGUGGUGGAACCGCACGGCAGGCCAGCUUCCAAACCCACCUGGAGGAGGCCUGUCUGCACUUUGCUAGGCGCAUCGGCUACAGGUGUUCGAGCUGCCAGGUUGUGUUUGGAGGGUUGAACUCCAUCAAGUCCCACAUUCAGACUGCUCACUGCGAGGUCUUCCACAAGUGCCCCAGCUGCCCGAUGGCCUUCAAGUCUUCCCCCAGCGCUCAGAGCCACAUCAGCACCCAACACCCGACGCUCACCGGAGGACAGGCCAAGAUGAUCUACAAGUGUGUGAUGUGUGAUACGGUUUUUACCCAAAAACCCUUGCUGUACAUGCACUUCGACACUCAUUUAGCCAAGCAAAAAGUGCACGUGUUUAAAUGUCCCGACUGCACCAAGCUCUACGCCCAGAAAGGUUCCAUGAUGGAGCAUAUUAAGAGCGCUCACAGAGGUGCCCCAGCCAAACAUGAGUCUCAGUCCGACAGCUCUAAUCCCACCUCCACCUCGGCCAACGCGUCCGGUCCCUCUGGCCUCAAGUCAAAAUCCUCUGGAAAACCAGACACUUCUGAUGGUGAGGACUGGGGGCGGGAGCAGGAGGAGGAGGAAGAAGAGGAGGAAGAGGAAGAUGAUGAUGAAGGGGACGAGGACUAUGCGGCUCCAGGGAGUCACUCAGCCGCCGCAGGGAGCAGCAGUCAUUCAAGCGGCCUGACUGAGUGGACCUGCCCUCAGUGUCAGACCACCUUCACUGACAACGAAGACUACCUGAGUCACGUGAAGAUGGAGCACGGCAAGUUCCCCUGUCGUAUUUGUGGAGGCACGUUCAGCACAUCUUCCAGUUUGCGACGCCAUGAGCGUGUCAUUCACGAGGGCAACAAGAGAGUCUUCCAUUGCCAAUAUUGCACAGAAGGAAAACGCACCUUUGGCAGUCGGUUUUUACUGGACAAACAUAUCCGGCUCCAUCACAGAACCACAGAUGGACAGGGUCCACCGCUCACUAGAAAGCGCGCAGCCACAGGGGGAGAAGGAGCAGGUAGCUCGUCUGAGCAGGACGGUGAAGUUUGCCCUCCUGCAGGUCGGGCUGGAGAUGAAGAAGAGAACUCUACAGAAGACGGUGGUGGACCUGCAAAGAGAACCAGGGCAUCCAUGGCUUCCACUUUGUCUGCACCUAGCGAGUUAGAGGAGGAGGAUAACAUCUUCCGCUGCGUCCCCUGCGGCUUCUCCACAGAGGAUGGAGCAGAGUUUCAACGCCACAUCCCCCAGCAUCGGGGCGACACCGCUUCCUUCCAGUGCCUGCAAUGUGGCGUCUGCUUUGCAUCAGCAGGCUCCCUUAGCAGGCACCGCUUCAUCACCCAUCGAGUGCGGGACACCCAGAGCGAUGCAGAACGGAGCAACAUCCGCGCUCACGGCUCUCCAGACGGCUCCCCUGCCGCCUCCCCUCAGGCACAGGGCGAGGACGGAGAGGGGAAUCUGAGCUGCAAGGUGUGCGGUCGGCAUUUUGACAAGGCCACUGACCUUAACACCCACUUCAGGACCCAUGGUAUGGCCUUCCUCACUGCACACAAGACAGACAAGCCCCAGUAGGACAGGGGUUGGUCACCGGAGACUGACAGGGCUGUAUAAUAUGAAUGUUCAUGAAACACAGCUGCUCCUGUGCAGAUUUUUUAGCAACCAUUUUACUCUUUGGCACCUGUUCUGUGCGAUUGUAACUGCAUGUUUGAUUACUGAACUCACCUGUGGUAGACUCGUGAGGAACACUUCCCUGAGUAAAGCAUUUAUAUAUCAGCCAAACUGUCUAAUGCAUCCUGUCCUUCCAUUUCCACCGUCACUCUGCACUGACUGUAGCCACAUGCCCGUUUCUAAAUGUAAAAAACAAAAAAAAACUCCCACUGCGCUCCUGACAGCCUCAGUGCUGAUCCGCUCUACAUGUUAUAGUCAUGCUGCUUGCCUCCAAGUCCACACUUGUUUUCCUGAUGUUCGAUUAGUUUUAACACCUCCUGAGGCAGAUCAGGUUCUGACAUCUGAAGCAUGAAAAGGAGUGUUUGGAGAACUUAACACUGAUUUUUAUGUUAUAUUUAUUUAUAAGAAGAAACAUAUUACUGCUGUUGGUAUUUGUGCAGGUCUGUUGCAUCAAAUUAGCACAACAGAGAUGAGAAACUCUAAAAAGGCAUUUAAUUAGAAGACAAGGCUACAGGAGGUCUGUAGCCUGUGUAGUAGGAAUUAUGUGUGAUGUUGUUAAUCGUUAAGCUAGAAGAAGAAAGGUCAGGCUUCCUGUCAGUAGGAUAUGUGUUUGAGUUUUGCCAUGUAAAUACAAUUACACUAAAAUGCGCUUUGGUUUUAGUAACUUGCUAUGAUGUGAAUACGUAUAGUAUUUGUACUCGUACUGUCCCCCCCCUUUUUUUUUAAACUUAAAAAAGCCCCCCCCCCUCCCUUUAGCAAAACCUUGUAAUUACAAAGCAGAUGGUGAACGUGGGGGUUGUGUUGUCUUAAUGUGUAUGAAAACAAAUGUUUAUCUCUUUGAGAUGGUUCUUUUGUAUCUACAGUGUUUGCCGUACUCACAUUUCUUUUUGUAUGUUCAAGCCUUCAUGAACAUGUGACGGAGGCCUACGAGUGGACUCUCUUUUUGUUUGUAUCUUUUAUAUGUCAUCAUAUUUAUAUAGCUCAAUAGUGGAAAAUUUCAUGUCUUUUUCUUUUCCAUGGUUGUGGUCUGCUUGCUGAAAAUGCCAUACACUUUUGUGCCGUUUGGAAAUAAAUGUGUAAAAGAUA
This is a messenger RNA of Melanotaenia boesemani (Boeseman's rainbowfish), 5763 nucleotides long. It is a transcript of the gene znf687b, whose product is annotated as zinc finger protein 687b. NCBI's taxonomy places the organism in Eukaryota, Metazoa, Chordata, Actinopteri, Atheriniformes, Melanotaeniidae. Bases 289 to 4581 code for a protein of 1430 amino acids. The transcript has 10 exons. The record is from RefSeq and is a predicted model, not a curated record.